Caenorhabditis briggsae is the source of this 903-nucleotide messenger RNA. Bases 1 to 903 code for a protein of 300 amino acids. The record is from RefSeq and is a predicted model, not a curated record. The transcript has 4 exons. Gene Ontology annotation, molecular function: DNA-binding transcription factor activity, RNA polymerase II-specific; RNA polymerase II cis-regulatory region sequence-specific DNA binding. NCBI's taxonomy places the organism in Eukaryota, Metazoa, Nematoda, Chromadorea, Rhabditida, Rhabditidae. Gene Ontology annotation, biological process: regulation of transcription by RNA polymerase II.
AUGGACACUUUCAUUCCAACAUCGUUCACAUCUGUGUCAACGACAUCCCCGCUAACAGACGUCGUCCUCCAAACCAUAGCCGCUCUUCAAGCAUGCCCAACGUCUUCUAUUCAGUCAACAUCAACGUCUUCAAUUUUAUCAUCACCAAAUUUAACAUUUCCACCAACAAUUCCUAGUGUUAAUUUGUUUCCUCCGCCCACACAACCUCAGUUAGGAGUAUCAGUACAGAACUUCCUCCCCAAUACCUCUCUACUCCAAGCCACACCAUCUGCCCUUGACCUCCUCACCCUAUUCGCCACCACCAGUCGACGGGCGUCCUGCCCUGAGCCGCCUGCCACGUCACAAGCUACAGUAACUCUCCAAGUUCCUAGCAGUGGAUCUCCGGAACGUCGUCGUUAUUCAGAAACCAAUGUGGAAACAUUGAUUCGUGAACAGUUGGCUCAAAUGAUGCCGAGCACUGCUCAGCUACCCGGUAUGCCUGGUUGCUAUUAUCAACAUGUGCCUGCUGUGACGUCUUCUGGAUCUGUGUCUUCUGGAUUAGAGUUGCAAAGAGCUAUGGAGCAGACGAGAAUUCAGAAUAAUCUAGUUAACGCACAACGAAGAGCUCAGAAUCAUAGGAAAGCGAGAACAAUCUACGGGACGACACAAACCCAACAACUCGAGGACAUGUUCCGUGGUCAGAUGUACGUCGUCGGAGCCGAACGUGAGAAUCUGGCAGCGCGACUAGGAUUAUCACCUUCUCAGGUAAGAAUUUGGUUCCAAAACCGACGGAGCAAGCACAGGAGGAAGCAACAGGAAGAGCAACAGACAAAGAGCCCUGGAUUUUCGGAAAAAGAGGAAAAAUUAGAUGAGGAGGAAGAGGAUGAGGAUGAGGAUGAUGAUGAUGUCAAGAUUUUGAAUUGA